Messenger RNA from Tupaia belangeri chinensis (Chinese tree shrew), 3299 nucleotides. RefSeq names its product calcium voltage-gated channel auxiliary subunit beta 1 (gene CACNB1). Gene Ontology annotation, biological process: calcium ion transmembrane transport. The transcript has 14 exons. Gene Ontology annotation, cellular component: voltage-gated calcium channel complex. The coding region runs from base 208 to 2088 and encodes 626 amino acids. NCBI's taxonomy places the organism in Eukaryota, Metazoa, Chordata, Mammalia, Scandentia, Tupaiidae. The record is from RefSeq and is a predicted model, not a curated record. Gene Ontology annotation, molecular function: protein binding; voltage-gated calcium channel activity.
CCUUCCUUUCAGCUGUCCCCUGUCCCUCUGAGCGCCACUCCCUUUGGCCAGCCAGUAGUGGUGUUGUGGUGUGAGACUCUGGGGCUCGCUAAGAGAUCCUCAUAGGCUUGUAGGGAGCCUCAAAACUAGAAUUUGGAUGUACCUCUGGUUUGAGAAAGUGGGGAGGAAGGCAAGAUUCCCUACGGGUCCCCAAGUGCCCUCCUCUUCAUGAUCCAUACUCCUGUUCCCAGGUCCCAGGAGCCAGAGCCUCAGUCCAGUCACCACUCACUUAGAUUGGCAGGGAAAGUCUGGGAUGGAGGCUGGGACAGGGGCCUGGAGUCCAAACCUUCAUCAUCCCCCAGAUUGAUUCUGGAGUGGGCCAGGGCCAAGUGUGUGAACGGCAAAUACAGCAAGAGGAAGGGGCGGUUCAAACGGUCAGAUGGCAGCACGUCCUCAGAUACCACGUCCAACAGCUUUGUCCGCCAGGGCUCAGCAGAGUCCUACACCAGCCGUCCAUCGGACUCUGACGUGUCUCUGGAGGAGGACCGGGAAGCCUUAAGGAAGGAGGCGGAGCGCCAGGCGCUAGCGCAGCUUGAGAAAGCCAAGACUAAGCCGGUGGCAUUUGCUGUGCGGACUAACGUUGGCUACAACCCGUCUCCAGGGGACGAGGUGCCUGUGCAGGGAGUGGCCAUCACCUUUGAGCCCAAGGACUUUCUGCACAUCAAGGAGAAAUACAACAAUGACUGGUGGAUUGGGCGGCUGGUCAAGGAGGGCUGCGAGGUGGGCUUCAUCCCCAGUCCCGUCAAACUGGACAGCCUGCGCCUGCUGCAGGAACAGAAGCUGCGCCAGAACCGCCUCAGCUCCAGCAAAUCAGGUGACAACUCCAGUUCCAGUCUGGGAGACGUGGUGACUGGCACCCGCCGCCCCACACCCCCUGCCAGUGCCAAACAGAAGCAGAAGUCGACAGAGCAUGUGCCCCCCUAUGACGUGGUGCCUUCCAUGAGGCCCAUCAUCCUGGUGGGACCGUCGCUCAAGGGCUAUGAGGUUACAGACAUGAUGCAGAAAGCUUUAUUUGACUUCUUGAAGCAUCGCUUUGAUGGCAGGAUCUCCAUCACUCGAGUGACGGCGGACAUAUCCCUGGCUAAGCGCUCCGUCCUCAAUAACCCCAGCAAACACAUCAUCAUCGAGCGUUCCAACACGCGCUCCAGCCUGGCUGAGGUACAGAGUGAGAUCGAGCGAAUCUUUGAGCUGGCUCGGACCCUUCAGCUGGUCGCUCUGGAUGCUGACACCAUUAACCACCCGGCCCAGCUCUCCAAGACCUCGCUGGCCCCCAUCAUUGUUUACAUCAAGAUCACCUCUCCCAAGGUACUUCAGAGGCUCAUCAAGUCGCGGGGGAAGUCUCAGUCCAAACACCUCAACGUUCAGAUAGCAGCCUCGGAGAAGCUGGCACAGUGUCCCCCUGAAAUGUUUGAUAUCAUCCUGGACGAGAACCAACUGGAGGAUGCCUGCGAGCACUUGGCAGAGUACUUGGAAGCCUAUUGGAAGGCCACACACCCGCCCAGCAGCACGCCGCCCAAUCCGCUGCUGAACGGCACCAUGGCUACUGCAGCCCUGGCUUCCAGCCCUGCCCCUGUCUCCAACCUCCAGGGACCCUACCUUGCUUCCGGGGACCAGCCGCUGGAACGGGCCACCGGGGAGCACGCCAGCGUGCACGAAUACCCGGGGGAGCUGGGCCAGCCCCCAGGCCUUUACCCCAGCAGCCACCCACCGGGCCGGGCAGGCACCCUGCGGGCGCUGUCCCGCCAAGACACGUUUGAUGCCGACACCCCCGGCAGCCGAAACUCUGCCUACACGGAGCUGGGAGACUCGUGUGUGGACAUGGAGACCGACCCCUCAGAGGGGCCAGGGCUUGGAGACCCUGUGGGGGGCGGCACCCCACCAGCCCGACAGGGCUCCUGGGAGGAUGAGGAAGACUAUGAGGAGGAGCUGACCGACAACCGGAACCGGGGCCGGAAUAAGGCCCGCUACUGCGCUGAGGGUGGGACUCCAGCUCUGGGGCGCAACAAGAAUGAGCUGGAGGGCUGGGGACGAGGCGUCUACAUCCGCUGAGAAGAGGGGCCCCCGCUGUGGGAGGGCAGAGGGGCUCACCACCCGAGAUGUGUGCUGCCUCCAGGGGGCGCCGUCUCCCUCCUCUCAGAUGCCUUCGCGACGCAGUGUUUGGCUGGUAUCGCCGCAGCUUCUGGGAGGCCCUCAUGGCCAGCCGCAGGUUUUUACCUGCCUGCUGUGGAUGGAUGGGGGGAUACCCACCUUUCUGAAGUGUCCCCUUUUCCCCAUCUCAGGGGGCUCUUCUCCCAGAGAAAAGGUGCACUUCCUUAACUUUCUAUUCCGGCCUCUAAGUGAGGGCCACAAAUGGGGCGGCCCUUCUCGCACCCUGGAGUGUUUGGGAAGGGUUGGGCGCUUUCCCCAAGGUGGCUCUCUUUCCCAAACCCCAGAUCCACCGUCCCUUACCAGGUCCGCCCCCCAGCUUCCUGGCAGCAUUGUCUGGUGGGUGAAGGCCCCGAAGUGUGGAAUCCCGGGGGGGGAAGCAGCUGGUCUCAAGGAGGGCUCUGGGUGGAAAUGAAGGCAUCAGGUGAGGCCCCCUUCGUCCUCAGUAGCCACCGCAAUGCAGGGCCCAGAGCCCUGAGAAGUGGACCACCCUGGACACUGCUACCCACCCACCACUUCCAUACCUCGGCCUUCAUCUGCCCCAGGAAUGAGCUUGCCUCUGACAUUCCCUGCCUGCUGCUGUCAGAAGAGGGCCCCCCCUGCAUCUGAGCUCCCCUGACCCCGCCCCUGUGCUACCUGGGUGUGGAGCCCAUGGGACAGUGGUCUGCCUCAUUUUAAACCAAAAAACUGCUCCUUCACCCUCACCGUGAGGCCCCAGGGGUGAGGCCUGGGGGUUGGUGCCCCAGUGGUACCCACCAUCCCAGGGGUCACUUCAGGACUUUGGACCUCCCCUGGGGCCUCAGCUGCUGCUACUGCUGCUCUGUAUUCACCUCUUGUGAUCCUGUCCUUCACCCGAGUCCACUUCCUCCAGGACAGGCUGCGGUUCCCCUUCUCCCCUGGGGUACCCUCUGCCUCAGCACCCCUACAGCCCAGCGCCCCUGACCCUCCUCAGCACCCCAGCUGGGCCGGAGAGAGCCGAUUGUGCCAACGAGGACUGGGCCCUGCCCGGCUGCCCGCCUCAGGGAUGGGCACCUCACGCCUGUCUCACAACCUCCUGUGCCAAUGUUUUCCCACCCCCUGGGUGGGUGCAGCUUCCUCUUACUGGUUAGAAGUCC